AUGAGAAAUAGGCUGCCUUUUCCCCAGCAAAAAGCCUGUGCCUCGCUGUCGGCAGUGGGAGUGCAAGACAAGCAUAUUUGCAUUCGUGUUCUGCGAGCUCAUUGCUUCGGUGUCAAUGUCCCCUCACCCUGCUUCGUGUUCGACUACACAGACAACCAUACGGUGACAAUGGCACCUCUCAAACUGCUCACAGUCGUCAGUUCCUCGCUCUUCUUCCUGGCCAAAGCCAACGACAAAACCCCAGCCGAACAGGCAACUUAUACUGUAGAGUUGGGUAGGUUUCCCUAUGAAGGAAAGUGCCUCGACGAGGUCAAUGCUGCUCGCGUGGCAGCUGGCCUCAGCCAACUCACAAAAGCAGUUGAUCCAACACACAGGCUGCCUAAAAAAGACAAACCUGACGAAGGAGAGCCUGAUACUGAAUGGGCCUGGCAACCAGUGUGCGAAGCCUUGAUUCCAACCAAGACAAAAUCAAGGAGCUCUGCAGACACUGAGGAUAAAGCUGAGUUCCAGAGCGGCACAUACGCAUACCUUCCGAUUGACGAUCCCAAUUCCGUCGACUGCAAGGCCGUUGUGGAUAAGUGGAAGGAAGCCUACAGCAACUUUGAUGGAUUGCCUCCGGCUAACAAGGAAGAAGAGGAUCUUUACGACACUCAGGAGAACGUGUCAUUCGUGGCCCUGUACAACCCUUCAAAGGAGGCUACUGCAGAUUGCCGUGUCGUCACCUGCACUCAAACACCGGCAGGGGCUUCAAGUGCCAGAAGGAGGCUACUGCAGAUUGCCGUGUCGUCACCUGCACUCAAACACCGGCAGGGGCUUCAAGUGCCAGCGCACGAGGAGGCUCGGGAGAAGGCACAGGCACAAAAGCAUCGGCUUUAA
Eimeria mitis is the source of this 876-nucleotide messenger RNA. RefSeq names its product SAG family member. The record is from RefSeq and is a predicted model, not a curated record. Lineage: Eukaryota; Apicomplexa; Conoidasida; Eucoccidiorida; Eimeriidae.